ACGUGGUGAUACUAGUGUAAGUUUUCAUGCAUUUCCAAGCAACAUUAACAAAAAGCGACAGUGGGAGAUUGUUUUGAAAAUGGGCAAAAAAACUCCAAAAAAUGCUGUGGUGUGUUCAUUUCACUUCCAAGACGAGGAUUUUAUUAUUAGCCAAACAAAACACUCACCGAGGUUACGUCGUCUCAAAGUAAAUGUGAUUCCAUCAUUGAAUCUUCCAAAAAGAAAACUUGACAAAGUGAUUGACACUCCUACAAAAGAAAAGAUACGAAAAAGAUCUGAACGAGCACAAAAACGAUCCAAAUUUGUCGGAGAUUUAUUUGGUGCAAGUAAUGAAUUAGAUCAAACACAAGAGCAAACAUCAUCUGACUUUGAAGAACUUGCUAAUGAAUUAAUAGAUGAAGCUAGGGUUCAAAUAUCUAACGAAGAACAUAUACUAACUUUUGAUAAAUGUAUCCAAGUAGACCCUUUGUACCGACCUCCAGGUUUCAAAAGCACCAUUAUGGAUCUAAUUAGAAAUGAUACUGACAUAUUAGCCUUUACAGGAAUCCCCACAUUAUUAAAAUUCAAAAAAAUAGUUGAAGUAGGGGAAUUGAUAGUUCUUAGAUUAAAUUACAAUACCCAAUUUGUCUUAGAUGUUCAUCAUCGAAUAUUAUUAACAUUAAUUAAACUUAAACUGAACAUAUCAUAUAAAUGCCUUUGUGUAUUAUUUAGUAUAUCUAAAAGUACAUGCGCAAAUUAUUUUUACAACACUAUUGAUCUAUUAUAUUUAAUCUUAAAACCUCUAAUUAUCUGGCCAUCUAAAAACAGUAUAGAAAAAAAUAUUCCUAGGUGUUUCAUUAAUUUCAUGUCUACAAGAGUUAUUGUAGAUGGAACUGAAACUGCUAUUGUAACACCAAAAUGUCUAGCAUGUCGUAUUAGGACAUAUUCAUUUUAUAAAGGUCGUCACACCAUUAAGUUCAUGGUAGGUAUAGCUCCUGAUGGGUUAAUUACUUUUGUAAGCGAUGUAUUUGGUGGAAAAGCUUCUGAUAAACAUAUAUUUGAAACCGGAGGUAUUUUAAAUAAGUGUGAAAUAGGGGACUCUGUAAUGGCAGAUAAAGGAUUCCUUAUAGAUGAAUCUUGCACAAAUGCAGGGGUCAAAUUAAUACGCCCUCCUUUUUUGAGAAAAAAUAAACAGCUUAGUUUAAACGAUGGUGUAGCAAACACAGAAAUCGCCAAAGCUAGGGAAAUGAUGGAUUUUAAUAUUUAA
This is a messenger RNA of Acyrthosiphon pisum (pea aphid), 1246 nucleotides long. RefSeq lists its product as uncharacterized. The annotation marks the transcript as partial. Lineage: Eukaryota; Metazoa; Arthropoda; Insecta; Hemiptera; Aphididae. The record is from RefSeq and is a predicted model, not a curated record. The transcript is spliced from 3 exons.